CCCCUUUGAUUAAACGGUUAAUUUUUCUCACUGAGGUAGCCAUCUGUCCGUGAAAACGUUCCUGGUUGUGUUUAAAAAGAGAUUUGCUUGAUUUAAAAAUAAAAAAACCUUGUUAUUCUGUCUGUAUUUGAGGAUGUUCUCUGCGUUCUACUUUUGAAACCUGAGGAUCUCAUAAUGGAAUCAGGAGAUAUUGGACCAUGCUUUUCCAGAGACUUGCCACACACUUCUGCUGGCUCACAGUUUUUAGAAAGUUGUACAGCUUCAGGUGGAGGGACAUCAAGCUGUCUAGAACACGUCGCACUGCUGAACCAUCAGGAACAUGUAAAAAAGGAAGAACCUGAAGGUGAAGACUCAGUCUGCCUCUGUGAAGCAACAGUGGCCUCCAUGGGACGUCUCACACCUACGGACCAGCAGAAAGAUGUAAAAAAGGAAGAAGAUGAAGACUGCCUCCGUGGAGGAACGUCAGACUCGAUGGAAAGUGUAGACCAACAGAGGGGGUUUCAGAGCAAGGAGAUUAAAGAGGAAGAGUCUGAAGAUGAAGAUUAUCUCUGUACGACGACACUACGUGAAAUGAGUGGUGCCGAGUUUCAAGUCUUCUCCUGCUCCUGGUGUUCGCUUUCCUAUACAUCUCAAAAUAACCUCCACAAACAUAUCAGAAGAUGCCACUACAAGGAAUAUGACAGACAGUUAAAAUCAGGAGAGAUAAAAUAUGAGAAUCUUAUCUUAAGAAAGUCCAGUAUUGAGCAGACAGUCUCUGGUCCUGUCAGCAGUAACGCCUGUAAUCAGCCAAUGGAGAAACAGGUGUAUCCUUGCUCACAGUGUGGGAGGAGUUUUACUGACCGGAGUAAUCUCCGACGCCAUCAAUAUAUUCACACAGGAGUGAAGCCAUAUCACUGCUCAUUGUGUGGGAAGAGUUUUAUUCGAAAAUAUGAUCUCCAGACACACCAGCGCAUUCACACAGGAGAGAAACCGUAUCCCUGCUCAGAGUGUGGGAAGAGUUUUAUUCGAAACUGGGACCUCCAAGUACACCAGCGCGUUCAUACAGGAGAGAAGCCGUAUCACUGCUCACAGUGUGGGAAGGGUUUUAAUCAGCAGAGCCAUCUCCAAACACACUUACACAUUCAUACAGGAAAGAAACCCUAUUGCUGCUCACAGUGCCAGAAGAGUUUCAUUCGAAGGAAGGAUCUUCAGAUACACCAGCACAUUCACACAGGAGAAAAACCACAUUGCUGCUCACAUUGUGGGAAGAGUUUUACUCGACACAGUGAGCUCCAAAUACACCAGCGCAUUCACACAGGAGAGAAGCCCUAUCACUGCUCGCAGUGUGGGAAGAGUUUUUCCCAACACAGUAACCUUCACCGACACCAGCGUAUUCACACCGGAGAGAGGCCGUACCACUGCUCACAGUGUGGGAGGAGUUUCGCUCAACGUGGGAAGCUCCAACAACAUCAGAAUGUUCACAGCAGUGUAAAGCUACUACAUCGCUGCUCCGAGUGUGGGAAGAGUUUUAAUCAACAGAGAAAUCUCAGACAACACCAGCAUGUUCACAGAGCACACAAACCAAUUUGAUAUUUAUUGGAGAUGGAGAUUUCCUUAUUCAGGUGCAUUUUACAUGCACCAGUGCUCCAAGAUUAAAACAUCAGCUCGUGAUGUCUGAUCUCUUGAGAGCAUGAAAUAAGCUGCCCUUCUAGUUAUCAGGAUUUACUUAAAAUAUAUAAAUAAAUGUAUUUAUUCUGUAUGUACAGUAUGUUGGUAAAUGAUGUCGUUGGCUGUCCAUUGCUAGCGAUGAUGACUGCUUCAUUAGGACACACAGAAACGCAAAUGGGCCGCGAUUUCCUAAUGAAGCGCCUUGCGCAGUAAGGUAAGACAAAUGAUGUCGUGCCUCCAUCGUGUUCUCUCUGGACCUCCAGACCUGAUGCCAAGUGAUGCACAAAAGUGCCACAGACUUGACGGGCAUGGAAGUUGCCCCGCAGUGACAACUGACUCGCCGAGUGAUGCCAUCCGUUGGCCAUUUGAGUGGCUCUUCCACAUGCCAUCUGGUGGUGUGCUACUGACCCUGUUGGGUUCAUCUGCCACACUACACUGAAAAGCUGCUGCCAGUGCCUACACUGCUGCCAGCGCCUUAUUGGUGAAUGUACUAUUUAACCCAUAGCUGGAACCCAGGUAGGUGCUACAGUACCACUCCGGGUCAGAGUGGACCUGGGAGCAAUGGGGAUUAAGGGGUAACUCCACUUUCCCCAGUACUUACUGUAAGUCCUCCCAGACCUGAGACUCCCCACCGGUUGCAAUUUAAAGUCAUACCCAGGACUACAUGAUGUACUUACAGAGUAAACAACCUGUGUUUGUUGGAAGCAAACCAUACCUUGUCAGGGUGCUCCCCCCGUAAGGAAUUAGAGGAAUUACAGGGUCUGCCAGAAAAGUACAUUCUGAUCUGGUAUCUGAAUUGGAUUCCCUUUUUCCACACCAUAAGGCUACAAAGAAACGUCCUCAUUUCUAACACUACCUUUAUCUUAUACUGCAAAGUGUAGCCACUUUCACAUGUAAAAUGUAAAAACAACACGGAACAGAUAACAAAUUUUUAUUCUCACUCCGUCUUCCAUAAUGGAGAAGUAACAGAGAUCAUGUAUCUCAGCUGACGGUAUUUAACGGGAUUCUACAGAGCAUGAACCAUGUGAGACCGGAUGUGACGUAUAAUUUAUGAGGUGGUGAGUCCAUUGUUGUGAAAAGCCCAAGCUGAGACAUUAGUGAGUUCGCAACAUGGCACGAGUCGAGCUGCAUCACGUCUGUAUUGAGUCUUUUCCUGUUUCUGAACAUUUGAUUUGUUCCAGCAAAAACUAUUUGACAUUUUUGCUAAUACAGUGGGACGCCGUACCUGCUGACUCACUCACUCAUACAAGCACGACUCCUCAAACUACAGUUCACAUGCUUUCACUUAUUACUCCCUUUCUUUAAACCCCGCCUUCUGUUAGCUUGUCUUGCGUUGGUUUCUAUUUUCUGUGCUGACGCUUGUUGUAUGUUAUGUAAAUAAGAUUUCCGCACUUGCGUCCGUCUCAACCCUGAUAAAAAUAUUAUACCUGCCGAUGUUUUCUUUGCUUACUGUUUUGAAUUUGCUGUGGGGUUGCUUUACAUUGAAGCAGUGUGAGUGCCAUUGCAAUAUCAUUACAUCAUUUAUGUCGCCGUCAGCAACGUCACAACCGUCACAUGUAAAUCCGACAGCUCCGCUUCCCAUUGGAGCCAUAACAAGAUUUUCAUAACAAUAAUGAGCCACCAGGGGAUUGAUUAACGUUUUGACUUUGCCAUUUUGCUUCCAUUCCCACACGGCACCAUUAGAGUAAAAUAGCAGAAAAUAUACGUUUUCGUUGUGAGCGGAAAUGGGGUAUCUGAAAAUCGUAAUAUAGAAAUGGGAGAACAGUAAUCCCACCCUGAUGUCCUGUUUCUGCUUAGAGUUUUUGUCAUCUGAAAAUUGCUCACUACUACUAAGGAUGGUCCCACAUGGACUGACAGUAGCUCACCAGGAGAUUACUGUGGGUGGUACCAGAGCCACAGCGAGAGAGCGAGUGCAGUGGUGCCUGGGGAUUUUAGAAUUAGAAGCCUUUAUUUGAUGGCUCUGUGUAAUGAAGGUAACUCUACAUAAACAAGUUAAAAAUGUUUGAUGGUCACAUGAUUCAUGUUGAUUUCAAAUAGUUCCAUAAGUUCUUAGCAGGCAAUAUGAGCAUGUAAAUACAGAGAGACAUGAUUGCGAUUUUGGGUAGUUAGUAAUCGGUAAAUAGCACAAUGACAUGUAUGUAGUUACAUCACUUUUUUUUACAUUUUUUUUAAAAAGUGUAUUUCGGUACUGUUUGUGGAUUAAUUUGAACAGCUAGCAAAUUUUAGGCUAAUGUUCCCUUCAUAAAAGAGUG
Messenger RNA from Neoarius graeffei (lesser salmon catfish), 3899 nucleotides. Its product is annotated as zinc finger protein OZF-like. The record is from RefSeq and is a predicted model, not a curated record. Gene Ontology annotation, biological process: regulation of transcription by RNA polymerase II. Bases 175 to 1569 code for a protein of 464 amino acids. Lineage: Eukaryota; Metazoa; Chordata; Actinopteri; Siluriformes; Ariidae. The transcript has 6 exons. Gene Ontology annotation, molecular function: DNA-binding transcription factor activity; RNA polymerase II cis-regulatory region sequence-specific DNA binding.